This is a messenger RNA of Ornithodoros turicata, 1292 nucleotides long. Its product is annotated as required for meiotic nuclear division protein 1 homolog. NCBI's taxonomy places the organism in Eukaryota, Metazoa, Arthropoda, Arachnida, Ixodida, Argasidae. The record is from RefSeq and is a predicted model, not a curated record. The transcript has 11 exons. Bases 136 to 1158 code for a protein of 340 amino acids. Gene Ontology annotation, biological process: positive regulation of mitochondrial translation.
GAUUGCAGUCUGGAUUGUGGAAGUUCUUGUCGUCUGCUCACGUGUUUACACUGGUUUACACACGCUGCUGUUUGCAUCAUUGUUUAGGAUAGUUCUUGUUCAGUAUCAAUAUAAGAUAUCCUCAGAUGGUUCAAAAUGACUGCAAAAUCCUGCAUCCUCCUUCGAACGCCUCUGAAAUUACUGUUCAACUUAUGCACAACUUCACAAACAUUUCGGACAGCUCGUACAAGUUUGUCAGUGGCAUAUUCUACACUUCCGCUCAAAAUGCGGCCCGCGAGAAAAAAACCUGUUGUGGACGAACCACCGUCUGAGAGCUCCUUGUCAGCCGUUGCGUACAGCACAGCUGGGGAAUACGACCUGACAGCAGUCAGUAGGGCUCUUCAGAAACAGGGGCUUUACCAACAAAAGGUCCUUUCGCCAGACGUAGAAGAAGUCGUUUGCGCGACAGCUAAAUACGAGCUUAAUGAGGAACACAGAGAUCUAUUUAUAUUCAAGGAGGGAUCUGUCGUCUUUUGGAAUUUCCCAGAACUUGAGAGGAAGUCCGUGCUCCAUCUGUUGAAGGCUUACGAGGUGGACUCCUACAGUGCCGCACUGGUCGAAGAGGAGACAGAAUCUCUCGAGUACACCUUCCACAACAACAAGCCAAAAUUUGUCAAUGGCAAAAUUUUUCUACCGUCUGAAGGCAGUUUGGACCUGGAGAAGUAUACAUUCUCCAACGGAAUGGCUCUAUCAGUUAAACUGGCCAUAUGGGAGGCCUCCCUGGACGCGUACGUGGAGAGCAUCGAGUGUCUCAUUGAGGACAUGAAGGACGGACGUAAGAUACGAAUGACACGUGACCAACUUUUCCGGAAGACCGGGGAGCUCUUCUCCUUGCGACACCUCAUCAACCUGAGCUCGGAUCUCCUCGACACGCCGGACUUCUACUGGGACAGGGAGAACCUGGAAAUCCUGUACCUAAAGGUCGUCAAGUACAUGAACAUUGAGCGUCGCACAAAGGUGAUGAAUGAGAAGCUGACCCAUUGCUGUGAGCUCAUGGAGCUGUUGAGCCACCACCUCGAAGAUAAACAUCAUGUGCGUCUCGAGAUCAUGAUCAUAGUCCUCAUCAUGGUUGAGGUAGGGUUUGAAUGCCUGCACUAUAGUGCAAGGUUUCUCUCAUAGAAGAUCAAGUCCGAACACAGAGUACAAUAGUUUUUAUAUAAAAUACAAGGUUGGUAAUACAUGUAAACAAUACACAAUGAGUGCCACAUACAAUGCGCUGCCAAAUAUAUAUAGAUAUGGACUAUGGUAAUUGG